Chenopodium quinoa (quinoa) is the source of this 1257-nucleotide messenger RNA. RefSeq lists its product as uncharacterized. The record is from RefSeq and is a predicted model, not a curated record. Gene Ontology annotation, molecular function: protein binding. NCBI's taxonomy places the organism in Eukaryota, Viridiplantae, Streptophyta, Magnoliopsida, Caryophyllales, Amaranthaceae. Gene Ontology annotation, biological process: signal transduction. Bases 1 to 1257 code for a protein of 418 amino acids. The transcript has a single exon.
AUGAUUGUUACAUCAUGGAAUUGUCGGGGUCUUAAUGACGUUAACUCCCCCAAACUCCCUUAUGUUUUUUGGUUACUUCACUCCUUUGUUCCAAAUUUUUUGUUUCUUAGUGAAACUAAAGUUCCUGUCUCGGUAGUAACUAGCUUACUUUCUAGUUCUAAUCCCUCCUCGGUUUUUGGGGUUGACUCGGUUGGUAGUAGCGGAGGUUUAGUGGUUUUUGGGUAUGGAUCGGACGAUGUUUCUUGUGUUUUUUGUUGCUCCAAUGUAGUACUUUGUAAUAUUAAAAUUCCUAUUAAAAUAAGUAGGUGUGUGAUGUUUGUUUACGGUGCUCCUGUGGUAGAGGAUAGACCUCAAGCAUGGGGUUUGAUUUUAGAUUUACUUGCCAUUGCUCCUAAUUGUUUGAUAAUUGGUGAUAUCAAUCAAGUAGAGCGUAACUAUGACAGGUUGGGGGGUUCAACUGUUAUUAAGGGUUGGGAAUCCUUUAUUGAUUUUAGUUUAAAAGCUAGCUUAAUUUCAACCCCUUUCAAAGGUCCCCCCUACACCUGGACAAACAAUCGACAGGCUCAUAAACUCAUUUUACAACGACUGGAUCGCUCUUAUAUGACCUCAGAUUGGUUUCAUAACUAUCCAGACAGCCGUUUGAUUAAUCAACCGAUAUUUAUUUCUGACCAUGCGGCUAUUGUGUUUGAUGACUCUCCCUUUCACCAUGCGUCAAAUAGGCCUUAUCAAUUGGACAAUUGGUGCCUCAACUUCACCCAGGUACAUGACUUUGUUAGGGAUACAUGGCAAAGGAACACUCUGGGCUCGCCAAUGUUUAUCCUCUCGACAAAGUUAGCCAAUGUUAAGAUUCUGAUUCGGAGAUGGUGUCUCAAUAACAAGAAGUAUUGGGGUGUGGAUUGGAAGAAUUUUUCAAAAGAACUCUCAGUUGAAGGGGAAUCAAUUCGCUCGGUCCCAGAUGCGGCUCAGUAUAUGUCUAAUAUUGUUACUUCGAAGGAGAGUAUCUUCCUACAGCUUCAAUUUUGGAGACAACGUUGUAAGAAGAAUUGGAUUCUUCAGGGUGUCUGUCCCUCAAAGGUUUUGUUCUCUAAAUUUAAAAGUCGCCAGAAGAAGAAUCAUAUUACAUCUCUUCUUGAUGAACAGGGUGUUCUCCAGUUUGGUCAAACAAAGGUUCAGAAUGUUGUACUGCAUUCUCUCAAGAAUACUUUCAAAUCUGAUGCCAUCCCUUCUUAUGAUCCGGAUAUUUUGAUACGGUUCUGA